Rhineura floridana is the source of this 3145-nucleotide messenger RNA. Its product is annotated as zinc finger protein 436-like. Gene Ontology annotation, biological process: negative regulation of transcription by RNA polymerase II; regulation of cytokine production; regulation of immune system process. The transcript has 6 exons. The coding region runs from base 236 to 2482 and encodes 748 amino acids. The record is from RefSeq and is a predicted model, not a curated record. Lineage: Eukaryota; Metazoa; Chordata; Lepidosauria; Squamata; Rhineuridae.
GGUUGCUGCUGCUGCUUCACCUGUUUGUCAUAUUCCUGUUACCCAGAAGGCCUAGCAGGGAAAACAAAUAUUCUAUUCUAGUGUCUGGAGUUUUGACCAAAGUGAAGACUGUCUCCUUCUUCAGUCCUCUCAAGCAGCUCUGGAGCAAUUAAUGCUUUAAGCAGCCAGCCAGGUACCCUCCUGUAUUACUGAGAAACUCUCAGGCUAGAUCUGGCUGCAAAGUUUCCUUUACAGGAUGACUUCCUCAAAGUCAUCCCUUUCACAGAAAUGGACAGAAGAAACUGGAUAUUUUGGCCCAACUGAUCUAUUUGAUGCCUGGUCUAGAAUGGGGUGGGGUUCCUCAGCCCCCAGAAAAUCCCCAGAAGCCUGUCACCCUAUGAAGGAAGAUGAAAUCAGCACCCAUGCCGAGGUCAAGGUGGACACUGCCACCCUGUUCAAAGACAUUGAAGAAGGCAAUAGACAAAGGUUUCGUUCAGCUACCAUUCCUUUGGGAGAAACUCCCCGGCAGACUCUCUUCCGGCUGGGAGAGGCAGCCCAGAGGUGGCUGCGGCCCCUGGACCGCACCAAGGGGCAGAUUGUGGACAUGGUUGUCUUGGAGCAGUUUCUACAUGUGCUGCCUUUAAGAAUGCAGGCCUGGGUGACAGCCAAAAAGCCAAGCAGCAGUGAAGAGGCAGCUCAGCUGGCUGAGAUCUAUCUUCGGCAGCAGUGGCCUGUAGCUUUCCAGGAAGUGGCUGUCUAUUUCACCCAAGAGGAGUGGGAUCUUCUCGAUGAGGACCAAAGGACUUUAUAUUACAGUGUCAUGCAGGAGAAUUCUGAGAACAUGGCCUCUCUAGAGUUCUUGAUGUCCAAACCUGACCCAGUUCUCCAGCGUGAGUUGGGAGAAGAGCCAUGGCUUGCAGGUCUGCAGAGAUCAAAGGAAAAAAUUAUCAAGGAUGUUGUGAGUCAUGAGGAUGAAACUGGGCUUGAAUUGCUACCUCCAAAUCCAGAUGAGAUUUCCCAGCACCGAGAAUAUGAGAUGAUCUUCCAGAUAGGACAAGAGGAAGAGAUUCAGGAGUGUGAGGAGGAGGAGAAGAGCCCAAGAGGUCCUUCUGUAGGUGGUGAGUCAGAAGAUGUGGAUGUGCAGAAGAAUCCUCAGCAGGAAGAACCUGCAGCAGAGCAACUAACUGAGACAUUGUGGUGGGAUAUUUUCUUUGAUCCCAAGCUGUCUGAAGCAAUUGAGAUCAAACCAUUAAGACAUCCAGGAAUAUUACCAGAGCUGACACAUGGUUAUACAGCUUCCAGAAAAAUGACGAGGAGCAGGCCCCGAAAAGGAAUCACUGUGUCAAAAAGAAAUUAUGCUUGUUCUGAGUGUGGGAGAAGUUUUGAUCGGCGUUCAAACCUAAUUAAACACCAGAGAAUCCACACUGGAGAGAGGCCAUAUCCAUGUGCUGAAUGUGGGAAACGCUUCGACCAGCAAUCCAACCUUAAUGUCCAUUUGCGAAUCCAUACUGGAGAGAAGCCUUAUGGUUGCCCUGACUGUGGGAAAAAGUUUAGCAUCAAAUCUCACCUACAUGCACACUACAGGAUCCACACAGGGGAGAAACCCUUUGAAUGUGGGGGCUGUGGAAAGAGAUUCCGUGUGAAAUCAUGCCUGAAUAAGCACCAAAGGAUCCAUGCAAGAGAUUCCAAGCUGUCCAAAGCAACAGAGAUCAUACCAGUAAGAUGUCAGGCAAUAUUACCAGAGCUGACACAGGAAUAUGCCACUCCCAAAAAAGGAAAUUUCAUUAAAAUGACCAGAAGCAGGCCCCGAAUUGGAAUCGCUGUGUCAAAAAGAAAUUAUGCCUGUUCUGAGUGUGGGAGAAGUUUUGAUCGGCGUUCAAACCUAAUUAAACACCAGAGAAUCCAUACUGGAGAAAAGCCAUAUUCAUGUGCCGAAUGCGGGAAAUGUUUUGACCAGCAAUCCAACCUUAAUGUCCAUUUACGAGUCCAUACAGGAGAGAAGCCUUAUGGCUGCCCUGACUGUGGGAAAAGAUUUAGCGUCAAAUCUCACCUACAUGCACACUACAGGAUCCACACAGGAGAGAAACCCUAUGAAUGCGGGGGCUGUGGAAAGAGAUUCCGUGUGAAAUCUUGCCUGAAUAAGCACCAGAGGAUUCAUACAGGAGAAAAACCAUAUAAAUGCCUCACCUGCGAGAAAACUUUCACCUGCAGCUCUAAUCUUAUUAAACACCAGGUGACUCACUCAGGAGAGAAAGAUUACAUGUGCCUUGAGUGUGGGAAGAACUUUGCCAACAAAUCAGAUCUUAACAAACAUGAGAGAAUUCACACAGGAGAAAAACCUUGUGCAUGCUCCUUCUGUGAGAAAAGAUUCCGUGAUGUUUCUCAGAAAAACAAACAUCAGAGAAUCCACACAGAAGAAAGGCCUUAUGAAUGCCCCAUCAGUGGGGAAAGGUUCAGAGAUGACUUCCAGCAGAACAAACACCAGAAUAUACACAUGCUAUAGAACGCCUAUGUGCUUCAAUGUACAAAUGCACCAUGAGAUUGUUUGCUUUAAGCAGAGAAUGCAAGUUGUCAAUAAUGAAAAGAAACAUUAGGUGUCCCCAAAGAGAGACUUGAAUAAGAAAAAGUAUUCGCGUCAUAAUAGACAAUAGAGCAUCUACACAAGUAGUAAGCAAUGGAAAUGUAAUAUCACAUACUCCAACCUUCUAUUCAGUGCAGGCAUGUUGUUAGGGGAUGGCCUAUGGGAGCUCCUGUCCCUGUCUCUUAUUUUUAAACCACAGAGAGAGAGAGAGAGAGGGUGGCAGAUUUCUUUUGCAAAUUUGUGUCAUGGGCUUCAAUCUAAGUCUUUUAAGUACCUGUGGCCAUAGCAGUCAGAAAUCAGCAUGGCCAGAGGACUACAUACCAAAUUUGAACAAUUGCUUUAGGCAUAAGAACAUAAGAAGAGCCUGCUGGAUCAGGCCAGUGGCCCAUCUAGUCCAGCAUCCUGUUCUCACAGUGGCCAACCAGGUGCCUGGGGGAAGCCCGCAAGCAGGACCUGAGUGCAAGAACACUCUCCCCUCCUGAGGCUUCCGGCAACUGGUUUUCAGAAGCAUGCUGCCUCUGACUAGGGUGGCACAGCACAGCCAUCACGGCUAGUAGCCAUUGAUAGCCCUGUCCUCCAUGAAUU